AUGCAUAGUAUUCGAUUGAUUAUCUUUCUUUUUUUUCUCAUACAUCAAUCUUUAACUUCUAUUCAUAUGGAAAAUAUAACAGUUACAUAUGAUGACAAUGUAAAAUUUCAUUGUCAAUUACCAUGGAAUAUUUCUUUAAAAGAAAAUAUAAUUCAAUGGAAAAAAUUUCGUUUUGAUGAUGAUAAUCUUAUUAUAUCAAUUAAUGGAAAAAUUCCAAAAAUAUUUGAAAAAUUUUAUCAAACAAUUUUAACAAAUCAAUCAAGUUCAUUAGAAAUAUUUCAUGUUAAUAAACAAGAUUCAACAAUAUAUAUUUGUCAAACAUUUGAAACACAAACAAUACUUUGUCAAUAUAAUCUUGUUGUACUUAUUAAGCCGGAGGCACCAUUAUUAACAAUCAAUAAAGAGAAUAUUGAAGAAUAUCAAACUGUCACAUUGACAUGUUCAUCAUUAAAUGGAAAUCCUCCACCUCAAUACACAUGGCAUCGCAAUAAUAUACUUCUCACUUCAUUGAAUGAACAAGUGAUCACAACAGAAAAUAGUUCAAUAUAUACAUUGAAUGUAACUCGUUUUGAUAAUAAUAUAAAAUAUGAAUGUCAUAUAUGGAAUCAAGCACUUACAAUACCACUUCGUAUUGAACAAUAUUUACACGUUAAAUAUCGACCAUAUGUGAAAAUACUUGAAGGAACAACAAUAUUCUCAAGUGAACAAAAUCAUAUAAGAAAAAUUAUUGGUAUUGAACGUGAACAACAAAAUUUAACAUGUCAUUAUGAUGCAAAUCCAUCACCAACAUCGAUUUAUUGGCUAAUGAAUGGAACAACAAUUGUUAGCCGUGAAAAAGUUGUUUAUAUACCACGAUUAAAAUCUGAACAAAGUGGUAUCUAUACAUGUAUAGUAGAAAAUUCUAUUGGUAAAGUAAAUCAAUCGAUUUAUCUUGAUGUUGAAUAUUCACCUCGUGUUCGAUUUAUAGAAUCUCGUAUUCUAGUAAAUUAUUCUGAUUCAGUUAUACUUCGUUGUCUUGUUGAUUCUAAACCAUUACCAUAUAAAAUAAUAUGGUUGAAAAAUAAUUUAGAAAUCUUUCAUGAUAAUCAAUUAACUGAUUUACAUAUAAAUCAUGUUGAACGUAAUAAUUCAGGUUUAUAUACAUGUAUAGUAUAUAAUCGUUUAUAUAAUAAUCAAACAAGAAAUAAUUCAAGUACAAUAGAACUUAUUGUACAAAGUCGACCAAUUAUUGAAACAACAUAUUCAAAAAUAGCAGUCGAAAUAGGUCAAUCUUUAACAUUAACAUGUCAUGUAAUUGGACAACCAAAACCAAAUAUUAUAUGGAAAUAUAAUGAACAAAUAAUACCAUGUAAUGAAAUAAUAAAUGAUAUAUGUUAUUUAUAUUUUUCAAAAAUAACAAUAGAAGAUUUUGGAAUAUAUCAAUGUAUAGCUGAAAAUUUAUUAGGAAAAGAAGAAUGGUCUUAUACAAUUGUAUCUCGUGGUAAACCAGAAACACCAAAAAAUAUCAUUAUAUCAGAAAUAACAUCAUCUUCAUUUAAAAUUCAAUUUUCUCCAUCAUUUGAUGGUGGUAGUGGAUCUCAACAAUUUAUAAUUCAAGUUACUGAUUCAUGGAAUUCAUCUGUUAUUACUCAACAAAUACCUUUCAAUACUUAUGAAUAUUCUAUCAAAGGUUUAAAUGAAUCAACAUUAUAUAAAUUUCGUAUUAAAUCAAUAAAUAUUUAUGGUGAAAGUCCUUGGAGCCAUGAAAUACCUAUACAAACAAAUGAAUUAAUUAUUACAUCAGAUGAUUUACCACAAUUACAUGUUGUAUCAUAUAAUUCAAAUGAAAAUAUACUUCAAUUUAAUUAUUUACCUGAUAAUACUCGUUUAUUAAAAUUAAAUGAAGAAAAAUUAUGUUUAAAUAUUCGUCAAUCAUCCGAUGGAAAAAUUUAUCAAACAAUUCAACAAUGUUUAUCAAUAUUAAAUCAUCGUGUACAAUGGAAAAUAGAAAAAGAAUAUUCUUAUUUAAAAUUAUCAAUUUGUUCAAAAAAAUAUAAACAUAUAUGUGGAAAAGAAACUGAAAUGAAUCAAGAAAUAAAAAAUCAAAAUUCAACAGCAAUGAUUAUUGGUAUUUUUGUUAUGACAAGUUUUCUUAUUCUUGUUAUUAUUAUUAUUAUUGCAAUUAUAUGUUUUCGAGAGAAAAAACAUCGAUUAAAAGCUAAUGUAAAUAAAUUUGGUAUGAAUGUUUUUGAUAAAGGUGUUAAACCAAUUAUUUCUGAACCACAUAUUCAAAAUUCUUAUCUAUUGUAUAGUAAUUCAAAUAUUCAUUCAUCUUCAUACAAUUAUGAAUAUCAAGAAAAAAAUAUUGCAAGUUCAUGUGACAUUAUCGAUGGAGAACGAUCAAAAGAUGAAACUCAAUACGGAACAGCAAUACGUACAGCAACAAUUCAUACAUCACCUCAUUGGAGUCGUAGUAAUUCUCGAUCUGGUUCAAAUCCAUCAUCAGAAUCGAGUUGUAUAACUCAACAUACAAAUAUACUUUUUGGUAACAAUGAAACACAUAUCAAUCCAAAUUCAAUGUUAAUAUCUCAUUAUGGUUUUCCAUCGAUAAUUUCACCUUUAAAAGAACAUUCUUCAACAAUUCAAAGUUCAUCAUCAAGUGAGAAUUCUACACCAAAUCGUAUAAAAAAACUUUUUUAUGAAGUAGUUGUUUAA
Molecule: messenger RNA, 2694 nt
Organism: Rotaria sordida
Lineage: Eukaryota; Metazoa; Rotifera; Eurotatoria; Philodinida; Philodinidae
Source: the annotation of a GenBank genome assembly